UUAUUGAACAAUCAAAGUCCAAAUCCUUCAAAAGCAUCAAUACCUAGUACUGUAUUAUUUACCCAUGAAAAUUCAAAUACGGGUUCCAGAACAGAAUCUUCAACUCUGAGUUCAAGCUUAAAGGAAAAAUCCAAGAAGGCAAUGGAAUACAAAUUUUUCGAAGAAGAAAUCUUUCCAUUAACUGGCAAUAUCAAUUUGAAUGAUUUUGUGAUGAAUGAGGAAGAAAUCAAAAACAUAGACCUAGAGUUUGAAAAAGAACCUAAGCCAUUUGAAUCAAAGUGGGAUUAUAUUAAUCCUUUAAUAUAUUUCCGUAAUUAUAAUUGUGGGCAAUUCUUAGCAGUAAUCAUUAUAUUUGUAGUAAUAAUAUUCGGGUCCCUUGGCUUCUUGAUAUCAACUGCUAAGAAAGCAUACUCGCCCAUUCCACCUGAAGUUAUCGAGAUACUCUCACCUUAUAGAUAUCCUACUUUGGGAGCCAUUCGAACAAACUUGGUAGAUCCUGAUACACCAAAUGAAUUUCGUUGGAAGAAUGGAUUUGGGGAAGAAGGAGAACGUUGGAAAUUGGUAUUUUCAGAUGAGUUCAAUGCUGAAGGUAGAACAUUUUAUGAUGGAGAUGAUCAAUUCUUUGAAGCUGUUGAUCUUCAUUAUCAAGCAACUCAAGAUUUGGAAUAUUAUGUUCCUUUUAUGGCCAGGACAAGAAAUGGAACAUUGCAACUUACUUUAGAUGCUUUCAAACUUAAUGGUCUCAAUUACAUAUCUUCUAUGCUACAAUCCUGGAAUAAACUCUGUUUCAAUAAAAAUGCAAUAGUCGAAGUUAGUCUUCGUAUGCCUUCUUAUUCUCAAGCUAGGGGAUUAUGGCCAGCUGUUUGGAGUUUGGGAAAUCUUGCCAGACCAGGUUAUAUGGCAAGUACAGAUGGUCUUUGGCCCUACACGUAUAACGAAUGUGAUUAUGGUAUCACCCCAAAUCAAUCUACUCCAGAUGGUCUUUCCUUUCUUUCGGGUCAAAGAUUAAGUAAAUGUACUUGCUAUGGAGAAGACCAUCCUAAUAUUGGUACUGGAAGGGGAGCACCAGAGAUUGAUAUUAUUGAAGGUACUAGAGGAUUAUAUGAUGAUUGGGCAUUGGGAGCACAAACAUUGCAAGUUGCACCAUUUGAUCCUUGGUGGAGACCCGAUUAUAGUUAUCUAUCUAUUGAAAAUAACAAUUUGACUUCCAUGAAACCUGAUACUGGUACUCCCUUCCAAGAAGCAAUUGCGUCGACUACAGUAUUAAACAACUCAUGGUUUGAAGAAUUACGAAAUGUCAGCAAUCUCGAGCAACAUAUCCCAGGAGAUAGACAUUUCCAAAGAUAUGGGUUUGAAUAUCGUAGUGGGAAAACCAAAGACAGAGAUAGUUAUGUUCAAUUCUUUAUGGCUGAUAACAAGACUUUUGGUAUAAAAGGUGAUGCACUCCAUCCUACAGAUAAUGUUGGUUGGAGAGAUAUUUCUAAAGAACCUAUGUCGUUGGUAUUUAAUUUAGGAUUGUCACCCACCUGGAUGAAUAUUGAUUUUGGUUCUUUAUCAUAUCCUGCAACACUAGAAAUUGACUACAUUCGUAUUUAUCAGCCAGAAGGGGAAGAAGAAAUGACUUGUAAUCCUCCGGAUUAUCCUACAACUGAUUAUAUCAAUAAGCAUAUUAAUGCCUAUUCCAACUCUAAUCUUACAAGUUGGAAUGAAGCAGGUUAUAAAUAUCCUAGGAAUUCAUUCAUGCAUGGUUGCCAAGCCCCUUCGGCUUAGAAGGUUUGUAUUCUAGUUAAAUAAAGUAUAUAGUUAAGAAAAAAGUAUAUAGUUAAGAAAAAAACUUACUAUCAC
Molecule: messenger RNA, 1845 nt
Organism: Scheffersomyces amazonensis
Lineage: Eukaryota; Fungi; Ascomycota; Pichiomycetes; Serinales; Debaryomycetaceae
Gene: KRE62
Product: Kre62p
Exons: 1
Coding region: 142-1770 (542 amino acids)
Biological process (GO): (1->6)-beta-D-glucan biosynthetic process; fungal-type cell wall organization
Cellular component (GO): plasma membrane; endoplasmic reticulum membrane
Molecular function (GO): glucosidase activity
Source: RefSeq, a predicted model, not a curated record